UUUACCUAAGAUGAACAAGAUGAUAAGAGAUGUAUUUACCUAAGCCGAAGUGCAGCCUGCACGUGCACCCGAGCCAGCCUCAAUUAAGCCGCAGGAGCAAAUGUUAAACCGAAACCAAAUUCUACAGCAAGCCACUACCGCCAUUGAUUCCAUGCAAGAAGACAGAAAAUAUUACAAUAGUCAGAGACGUGGAUCUUCUCUUGAAGACAGUGGAGACUACCAGUGGUGUGUGGAUGACGAAUGUGAUAGAGAACUGAAUAUAAGUCUAACCAUGGAUUCACACAACACCACCCUCUCACCUGAUCAAGACAGUUUAAAUUACGACGACAUUUCUAAACAUCUGGAUGCCAGUCUGGCGGAAAUAGACAUGGAAACGUUCCAAUCAAAGGAUAUUACUUCCGCAUUGACACUUCCUGGAAUAUUCGGCUCCGAGAGUUCGAUCGAGGGUCAUCUAGGUGGAGAAAACUGUGCUUCUAUAUCUGCCUCACUUUUAAACGAUUUUGAAUUGGAAUGUUCUUUCGGCCCUCAUACUAUGUCGGAAGACGAGUCUGCAGAAGGUUCUAAUAACGAACCACCUUUUUCCCCUGCAAAAAAUCCUAUACAUCUUAACAGCAUCUCAAUGGAUAGUUUGGAUUGCACUUGUUUUGAUCAAAAUAACAUCAUUGUUACCUGUCAAGCCAAUAAAAGUAACUAUACUCUCGCAUUUGAAGAAGAUGGAGCUCAUCUGUCAGACGACGCACGCCUCCUCGUGGAUACGGAACAAAUUAAGGAAGAAGUCUCAAAGCCAACGCUGAUAACCAAGAAUAGACAGUCUCAGAAAAUGUAUUACCGUCCGACGGAGCAAUCGGAUACACCUUAUACGACUUGGGGAACGUUAAAGAACUCUAAACAGAUAAUUCGCCCGACAUUUUCUGCCAAGCAUCUACGUUCGAGAAGUAAAAGUCUUCCCAGCCUUGUUAAACAAUCUUUAAUAGUGACAGAGAGCCAUUUUGGGGAAUAUGGAUUUCAGAUAAGCCCAGUAAAAUGUGUCCCUGUUUAUGAGCUUCACCACAGCUGUUCUGGUUCACUCCAAGACAGCAAAGUGAAAACCAAUAGAAAUUAUGUACCUUUGUUCAAGCUGUUUAUCAAAAACAAAACUUCAUUAGCGUCGGAUACAUGCUCUAAUUCAACAUCAAGCAGUCGAUUUGGAUCUUUGGAAAAUGUCAUACCGUAUGAUACUGUUCAAUCUGACGAAAAUAUUCUUAUGACAAACACGCAUAAUGGUACUGGACAUUUUUUGUCAAAGCCACAAAAGCUUCAUUUCGAAAAAAAGUGUGACAAUUAUAGAGCUGAUUUAGUGAAAUCACCAAAUAUUUUAGAAUUUGAUAAUGGAAAAGAAAUUCAUGCCAUCCUUUAUAAACGGGGAAUAACAACAACAUCAGUAAAGCAUAUUUUGAAUAGACAUCCAAACGAACUUAACAAUAAUGUGAUGCAAACAUCCGUCGACAACAAAUUUCCUGAAAUUGACAUAAAUAGAACCAGUAAUAGCAAAAAAAUUACACUAGAGAGUAAUGAUUGCAGCUCAUUGUAUUUCGAGGAUAGCCUGUUAGAAGGUUCUUUGAUACAGCAUACCCCCACACAUUCUUCUACUAUUCAAGAAGAGGAACAGCUAGAUACCGAUUCAGUUAGUGGAUAUGAAACAAUGAGGGGCAGUAAAGACCCUUUUGGCAGUGAUAUGAGUAUUUUUGAAGAAGGGCCUAGCAAUUUCGUUGGAUAUAAGUACGUCGUGAGGAGAGCCACGGAAGAAACUAACACAGUUCAUAGACUUAACAAUUUCUUCUUUGGUGGAAAAACAGAAAAGGGUCUAAUAAACAACAUGUGUGCCACAAAUGAUAAGAACAAACUGUUAGAGAAGUGCAUUGAGUUGAAUCCAGAAAGCAAUUCUCAGGGAACUCAGACAAAGACAAUAAACAGCAAGGAUGAAACUCCUGCUAGUUAUUGUAGUGAUGAAACUUUAUUUCAAGCUCUUCCCAGUUUAAGUGAGAUACUAAACAAUAGUAGACAAAGUCGUGGGUCCCGUGAAACUAGUCCUGCUUCUAGUGGAUAUGGCGGAAGCAGACAAAAUUCUCUGGAGAGGUUGCGCCACAAUUCUCAAACUUUCAUCAACAACAGUAAACGCAUUUCCUCUCCUGUUUUAAAAAGAAAAAAGAAUGUGUCCAUUUCCAAAAACAGAAGCUGUGGGACACAAUUACCUAUACACAUAAGGGAUCAAGCCAUACAGACUUCUUUAAUGUCUUCUAGUGGUCCUCUUCAAAGUUUAAAUGUUCGGGAAGCUUGCACAGAUUCCUCAGAGGAUAAGACUAGUGAAUAUUUCUCUCCAUGCUUGUCUUCUGAUAAUUCAAGAUUUUCCAGCUCUUCGAGUACUACAAACUCUGAGAAAAGGCCCGUUGUUGUAUAUUAUCCAAGUUAUUCGCUGCCUGACCUAAGUUUUCUGAAUAUAUUUGGUAAUAAACCAGAAGAAAAAGACUUAAUAGACGUUAAUCCAAAUGAUAAUGGCCCAACAACGCCUGUUAGUACCAAUGAGAAUCAAAUUAUCACUGAAAAGAAUGUAGACGUUUCUAAAUCUGAGAAACUUCCAGAAAAGACUUUUAGCCACAUCAGAGACUGGGAUUCCUUAAGUGUUUUACUCCCCACUAAGCUAAAAUCCGUUAUUCCAAAUAGUUGUCAGGCGAAAGGUCUAGAUCAUGAGCAUGUAGACAAAGAAGGAAUUUAUUACAAUUGUUCCGGUACUAUAAAUAGUUCUUUUACAGAACGUUUAAGAUAUCAGAGUCAUCAGGAAAAAGAGUUCUCUUGUUCAGGUGAAAGCUUCUCCUCUACAACAUCAAGUUCACGAGGAAGUGAACAUCCAUAUUUUGAUAGUACAACAUGCAGGCAACAUACAGCUGAAAAAACCCCGCCACCGAUUCCCAAACGUUCCCUUUCCUUACCAUUUGAAAAUAUUAAUCUAAAAAAGGGCCAAAAUGAUAAACGUCGAAGAGGCAUUUUGAGAAAGUCACCUUCAGUAAGCUCUUGUAAUAAACAAAAAAACCAUGAGAGAUGUGGUGUCACAUGUCGUGGAGUAUCUUGCCAGUUAGACUUAAGAAGACGUAACCAACUCGAUCAGUAUACACAGUCCUUGGAAAAUAUUCCUGAGAAGAUACCUCAAUCUGAAAACGAAAUUAGUUGUAAUAAGAAUAUCGAAUCCCCCCAUGAAUACGCAACUAUUCAACUCCAAAAAGAAACUAAGUUAGAUCAUGUUAACUACAAACCUGUUGAAAAAUCGGGUGCAGAUGAUUCAGGACAAAAGUGUCCAAUUUCUUUGAAUGAUCAAAACUUGUCCAAUCCUGUUACAAAAGCAUUCUUAGAUGAAAAUUAUAAAAAAGAUCAGAUUCAAAAAAAUUCAUCUCCACAAUCAUUGGAACAGGAUACAAAUUCAAAACAAGACACAAAGGUUUCUUACAGCUCUUGCAACAACAGCUCGAAUACCGAUCAAAAUGAUCAAUGUUGCAGUCUCAAUUCCAUUACAUCUCCAAUCCAUCAGCUGUGUGACCAACUUCAACAAUUACUUAAUUCUAACACAAGUCUAAAUUUGAUGGCAGCAGCCUUACUAGCUACAAAAGGAUCACCAGAAGCCAUCAAUUGUUAUAGCUCUUCUUCAAAUUCCAACUAUCCACGAGAAAAAAAAUCUGUGACUUUUCACGAUUUGGCACCCGGUGCUCACACGAACAACAAAAAUAUUAACGAAGUGACAGAGAAGAAUUCGAAAUUCGAAAUGGCCACAGAGGAAAGUUUAACAGGAGAAAUAAACAGUGAAGAAGAGUCCGACAGUCCACCUCAAGAGUUUGCUGUAUCACCACAACAGGGAUCAUCUUCAACUUUCUCACCUUUAACACUUUCUUCUGAUCUAAAUACUUUUCCAGGUCCCGUGGACAUUCUAACCCUGUACUUCAAAUAUAAAACAGAUUUAUUGAACAAUAUUACCGAAGCUGUGGAACAACUCCUGACUGACCAAACUGAUCACGAAAAUCAGAAGGAAAAGGUUCUAAAAUAUCUGUGCCCUGCUCUAUAUAACGUCUUAGCAAACGGUCUACUUUCAUCUGAACCGGGAUCUAUAAUUUUCUCACCAUGGACAGUAACUGAAGCGUGUUCACGACUUGGCCAUCAACCUCAAGAGCUUCGAGACCUAGUUAAGUUGAUUGAUGGAUAUGAUAACUUCGGUGGACAUACUUACAAAUUUUAUAUCUUCGUUUUUGGUCUCUUGAACCUCGGGAUCAUAGAUUGGUGGUUUCUUCAUUUAACUUCAUCUGAGCCCUUGCUUCGUCAGUAUUACCAGCCUGAUGCGCUACUCUGCCUGUUAGCUUCUCCUUUAGCCACUAAACUGUGUGAAGAUAUCUUGGUCAGACUCAGACCUCUUUCCUCGUUACCCUUUGCUCUGGAUUUGAGUAUUAAAAGCAAAGAUAUCGAAGCCACUGAUAAAAAUCCUUCACCAAUAAUACCGAUAACGUUCUCUAAAGAGUCUAAAGUAAUCCAAAAACCACAAUCUGAACCUUCUGGUUAUCAGUAUGGUGUGGUUGAUGAAGAAAAAGCUUUAUUUUUGAAUCGUUCCAAGAAACAUAUUCAUCCUAUAAGCCAUACAAAAAAUGUAUCUACAACACUAUAUUCUGAUAACAAACCUUCCAAAGCAUCUUUCUUGCACAACAGUGGCAAGAAAGAAACUGUUAUCAGGCAAGAGAAACUAACGAAUAAUGAAGUAUUAAAAACGAAUUACCUCCAUAAAAAUAAACAAAUUUAUAAUAAUUAUGAACAAGAUGCAGCGACGAAUCUAGAACCACUCCUCAAGAAAGAGUCCGAUGUUGAUGAAGCUCGUGAAAUAAAUUCAUCUGUACAGCUGUAUACAGAUUCGGCAAAAGACAUUUUUCAAAGAGCAGUUGAUUUAGCUUUCCCUUCAACUCCGACACGUGAGAGAGAAGCUCGUGAGCUGUGUAUUUUAGCAGGAGAUACACACUGUAAAAAAAAACAUGAUACCGACUUAUUUAUUAACCAUACCAAAAGAGAAAACAGAUGUAAAAAAAAUGUUCGGGAAAAAAAUAAUAUGUUUUCUAAAGCUGGAUCAAAAAAUAAACAGACUGGUGAAAUGGAAGAUUAUUUUAAAGAUUUAAAACUAGAAUGGGAGCAGUUGAUAUCCUCACCCAAUAGCGAUGGUCAGAAUCCGACUAAAACAGUAACACCAACUAUGUCCAAAGGUCUUCCUUUACAAUCACAACCAAUUGUUGAUAAGCUCUCUGAGAUAUCGGGAAGUCCACGGUUGUCGCGACGAACAGCAGCAGCUAGAAAAGUCAAAACGUCAUCCCCAACUUCUUCCCACGCUGAAACUUUCUCCAAGAAGCAAACUCCCAUACAUAAUAAAAAUUCUCCCAAACAACUUACUUCUAAAGGAUUUCGAGAACCCGUUAAAGGAUCAGCUGUGAUGAAACCAAUAACUCGUACUCCAAGAGGCCCACCGAAUCCCACAGUUAAGCAAGUUAUUACAACAAACAACAUGCCAGCUAUCUCUACGAAACAAAAGGGGGUUGUUUCCACUCCAAGUUCUCCAAGUCGAAAACCUAAUCCAAGAAGGGCUUCGGGUAAUGUAAACUCGAGUGCUUCAAACUCGUCUAAUUCCGCCAAGCACUCUACUCCCUUAAAUGCAUCAGGACCCAAUGAGUCCAAACAAAACCCAGUUCGAAAAUCUCUUAUUCCAGUGCAAAGAGAAAACCGAGCCUCUUCUGGUCAACAGAGAAGGACCACAAAGCAUAACGCAGUUGGAUUUUCCCAAUCCUAAGACAGAAGAUCGGAGCCAUAGCAGAUUUGUCACGUGACCUGGACAUUGUGACAUCUAACAGAAGAAAAGGUAUACAUACGAAGGAACGUUACCGAUAAAAACUAAAAGGCAUAACGAAUGAUGACUGCGUGGGAUGUUAAAUUAGAAAACCAGAAUAUUACUCAUACUGCUGUACAUGUAUGAUUUACGAAACCACACUUAGUUUGUAUGACUCUAGUAAUACCCCUACUAUUUCAGUUUAUUUUCAGUUAAACUCACUUAGUGAAGAGAAAUGUAUGUAUGGUUGCAUUUUUCUUGACGUGUUGUAUUUUAAUAAGUGUCUUUAUCGUACUCGUUAUAUUAGUGAAACAUAAAGUGUAUAUAUAUUUAUAGAGGAUAUCGUUAAGUUCUUCAAGUUAAGCCAGUAGAUGCCCGCAAUGCAGUUUCCCGAAUCGAUCCCAUAAGCUUAGCUGCAAACAUGCUCUGUUACUGUGUAAGAUAUUGAAGAUAAUUUAGUGUUCACUCGUGUCGAUAUAUAUAUAUAGUGAAAGUGAUGAUUAAUAUUCCUUAAGGAUAUUUGUAUUUUGUUGAUAUUAAGUUCCAAUGAGACCAAGCUGCCUAGUUAAAGUACAAUUAAAAUCAACCUGGUAACGAGUAUAACUAAUUAAAUAUACUCUUAUUACCAUCUUACUUUUGAAGGUUAGAAUGCAUUGUUUCAUCGUUUGAGUACCCUCGCUGUUAACGAUAUUUUCGGCCAUAAACCCAAUAAUAUCCUACGAGGCUCAGCCAGCUUGGGAGAUUUAGAUUAGUCUUAAAUUCAUAUAUUUAGCUAACAUUACAAAACAAUCUCCAAAUCAGAGAGUAUAAUAAUAGAAAAAAAAUGACAACCAAUCAAACUAGAUGUAUUAAACAUUAUUUCAUCUAUAAACACUUUUUUCAAGCGUUUUAUAGAUUGGACUACACUUUAAGAAAAUAUAUUAGGUGUCCAUAAAUCUUGGUAUUUGGUAGCAAAACAUGAAAACGUCAUUAAAAUUUAUCGCAUUUAAAAUAGAAGAUAAGGGUCAGUCACUGUCUUAUGCUUAACUUUUCAUUUUAUUACUGUCAUUAAAACACGACUUACAGAAAAGUGCAGGCACAUUAUUUUAUAUAAACUGAUUAAACAGCAAUAUAUUUUGGGCACUAUGUAUGAAUUGAAGGUAUGAAACCAGGUAUGUAGAAGUCAUAAAAACUUGAAUGGUACUAUGUUUUAAUUUUUCAGCUUAAACGAAUUUAAAAUAAUUUCAUUUUUAAUCAUAUUUUGUUACUAUUUGCAGUUGAAAAAGUUCGAUAUUAGCUGAAAAUUGCUCUAUUAAAAAUCAUGCACCGACGUUUUGCACAUUUGUAGAUGCUUUAAUGUGUUUAAAUAUUCAUGAAAAUAAAUCUCCAGAAGACAAAUUAAUAAUGAACAACUUAUUUAGGAGAUGGGGCGCACAAGGUCCUUUUGAACCAGGGACACAAAAAAGUUAAAUUAUAGAUAUAAUUCUAACUUGAAGAAAAUAUAUUUAAUGUACAUAAGUAAUGUCAAUGUAGUAAUGUCACUGAUUUUUAGAAAGUGUAUCAAUUUAAAGACCUUUAGGCCAUUUAAUUAAAAAAAUAUUACAUCAUUACAAAAGAUUUCCAUAUCUUUGUGGAGCAGACAAAGUAUUAUUUUGUUUGAUGUUUCACUACUUAUAAGAAAUAUAUUUUUGUCAAUAUAAAUGCUUUGAGCGCUGAACAAAACAACAGAGUGUAAUAUUCAGCAUCCUCUCUCUCUUCUCCGGAUCGGGAUUUAGGUCGUUUUUACGACCUGGGAGGGUCAGGUUCAGGUAGACCUCUUCCUCCCUUCUGUACAGUUGUUAUAGUUUUUCUUUGAUUCAGGUUUUUUGGUUCAGGCUGGUUUGAUGAUUUCUGUUAGUACUUUCCUUUUCAGGGCCAUGUCCGUUUUAUGUUAUCAAGUUGUGUAUG
This is a messenger RNA of Limulus polyphemus (Atlantic horseshoe crab), 7801 nucleotides long. Its product is annotated as serine-rich adhesin for platelets-like. Lineage: Eukaryota; Metazoa; Arthropoda; Merostomata; Xiphosura; Limulidae. The record is from RefSeq and is a predicted model, not a curated record. The transcript has 10 exons. Gene Ontology annotation, cellular component: cytoplasmic vesicle. The coding region runs from base 101 to 5839 and encodes 1912 amino acids.